Closterium sp. NIES-67 is the source of this 2467-nucleotide messenger RNA. NCBI's taxonomy places the organism in Eukaryota, Viridiplantae, Streptophyta, Zygnematophyceae, Desmidiales, Closteriaceae. The record is from the annotation of a GenBank genome assembly.
UUUUGUGACCAUUCCAGCAGUGCCUUCGGUUUGGCAAUGGCUACUAGCAUUACCUAAACCCUAGUCGGCGCUUCAAACUGUCACUCUCGCAGAGUGAAACUCUCAGUCGGCUGUAGCAUUUGGGCUUGAAGCGUUGUCCGCCACACACCACGCUGGAUCUCCGCAUGAUUGAGCUAGCAGCCGUCUUUCACCGUGGCUGCCAGCCGACUUUCAGCCUGGCAGGGCAGCCCUUUUCGUGUUAAGGCCCGUCUCAACCAUAACGUGUAAACUACUACUAGAUUGACCGGCGACACGAUGGAGAUAAAGAGCUUCCGUCUUCAUCCUUCGGCGUCGCGUCUUGUCGAUACGACGGUCCGCACUGCCCGCGAUUCACCUGUGCGCACAACGCGAAGCCGCUUCAGGGGGGAUCGCCGGGACUCCAGCUCUUCAGAAGAGCUGCCAGGGUCCCUGCCAGGGUCCUGACGGUGAGGCUCAGGACGCGCCUCCCGCUUGACUCAAGGGAAACCUUGCGAUUUACUAGGUGGUGAGCCGCGGCCUCUUUUGGUCUCGGCUGAAAUCGGUCAGGCGUAAGUGAAACAUUAAAUCCGAGGACAUCGGAAUGUCGAACCCAGCCGCCGCAUCCGCGCCGGGAGGAGCGGCGUCGUUGGCGAUGGAGGAGAGCAUGCAGGAUAUCGUGCGCGCCGACGGGUACCUGUGGCUCAAGUACGGGCAGAAGAACAUGCACAACAGCCACACCAUACGGUGCUACUACAAGUGCUACUGCUCCAAGAACAAGCCCCCCUGCCCAGCCAAGAAGACAGUCGACUACGACCGCCGCCUUCCCAUCUCAACUUCCACCACACGAAUCAACCACACCAACCGGUCUCACAACCACCGCGCCCCUCUCAACUGCUCCAGCGAUACUAGUUGUACAGGCCAGGGCUGCUCUCUCAACCACUCCUGUGGUGCUUCAACAGCCCAGGGCUGCUCCCUCAACCGCUCCUGCGGUGCUGCUACAGCCCAGGGCUGCUCCCUCAACCGCUCCUGUGGUGCUGCUACAGCCCAGGGCUGCUCCCUCGACCGAUCAUGUGGUGCUGCUACAGCCCAGGGCUGCUCCCUCAACCGCUCCUGUGGUGCUGCUACAGCCCAGGGCUGCUCCCUCAACGCCGCGGACUCGAGCUCGUGGACCCCUGGCGCCAUGGGCAGUACCAGCAACGUCAGCAACAUCAGCAACGUCAGUGGCAUCAGCAACGUCUGCAACGUCAGCAACCUCUGCAACGUCAGCAGCGUCAGCGACAUCACGCUGGCUUUGCUUCUGAGCAGCGAUGGCUCCCGCGCUGAAUCGCUGGCUGAAUCCGGCUGGCUGAAUCCGGCGCUUUGCUUCGCGCUGGCUGGAUCCGGCUCCAAUGGACGCGCUGCUUCCUCUGCUUCUCAUGCUAGUCCCGGCACGUGUAACUCUUCACAAUCAAAUGCGGUUCCUGCUGCUGUUCUUGCUGCUGCUUCUACUGCUGCUCCUGCUGGUGCUCUUGCUUCUCUUCCUGCUCCUUCUCUUGCUGCUGCUCCUACUGCUGCUCUUCCUGCUUCUCCUGCUGCUGCACUUGCUGCUGUUCCUGCUGCUGCUCUUGCUGCUGCUCCUGCUGCUGCCACGUCUGGUACAAGCCCUCCCCCGCAGAGCCGUGGGGAGUCCACUGCUCCCGCAGGUGCUCCAGCGGUUUCAUCUCUUCUCUUCAGCUCCUCCUGCGAAACGCUCACGGCCGAAGGUGGCGAAUUCGGCGAAUUUCUGGAGGAAACCGGCCCUCCGGAUGAAACCGGCCCUCUGGAUGCAGGCUGGCCGUGCGCUAAGAGGGUCCGUCUGACACCCACUGAAGAGGCAACGUCCUCUGCAGGCUGUUCCCCCCCCAGCAUGGGAUUUUUUGAGGCAGUGCCUGUAGAUUUGGAGCAGCUGUGCGGUGCUGACUUUUGCAUCCCUGAGCCGUGCAGCGCUCCUGAAUUUGCUGCUGCCAGUGACCUUCUGUUUUUUCCGCCUGGUCUUGCGAACGCCGAUGCCUUGCUCCAGGAUCUUCUUGAGGAGGCCUCUUGGCUGGAAGCAGGAAGUGCGAGCCUCGAGGUUUCCUGGGGGGAGUGUGGCAGUCUGGAUGACCAAGAGUCUCACAGAGAGUCGUUUCAAUUGGCGCGAGAUGCUUCGUGCAUGUGGGGCGAUGGCGUUGCGGGGGAAUUCCUUGAUGGGACCGUAGAGUCUGCAGCUGAGGGAAGUCUCAGUUGUAUGUCGUUCAGUGGGCACAAUGGCAGGCGUGAUAGCGGGCCCAUGAUGUUGAGGCCUGGUAGUGUGCACGGCAUUUUCAGCUUCAUGGGUGGGAGUGAUUCCCUUAGCGUUUUCGACCUGAUUGGUUGUUAGCAUACCGUAUCCCCCGUAUAUAACACCUGCCGGAAUAGUCACUUCGUGGGUGGUUACAGGGCCGAUGUUUCAUAAAAAACCACUCUGAUUUUG